Molecule: messenger RNA, 2135 nt
Organism: Etheostoma cragini (Arkansas darter)
Lineage: Eukaryota; Metazoa; Chordata; Actinopteri; Perciformes; Percidae
Gene: p2rx7
Product: purinergic receptor P2X, ligand-gated ion channel, 7
Exons: 13
Coding region: 213-1979 (588 amino acids)
Biological process (GO): monoatomic cation transmembrane transport; response to ATP
Cellular component (GO): nuclear inner membrane; plasma membrane
Molecular function (GO): extracellularly ATP-gated monoatomic cation channel activity; purinergic nucleotide receptor activity; ATP binding
Source: RefSeq, a predicted model, not a curated record
GUGGAUGUUGCAGCUGCAGUGAUUGUGUUGAGAGACCAGCUGCAGGAAUCUGGACAUGUGACCGUGCACACAGGAAGAAGAGUCAAGAAAUGAGUCAGAGAUUCCUCUCCCACUAAAGAAGUCACACAGAAAUACCCCCGCAAUACAGCAGCACCAUCAGCAGCAGCACCACCAGCAGCAGCAGCAGCAGCAGCAGCAGCAGCAGCAGCAGCAUGCCGUGCUGCGGAGUUCUGUGUCAGUAUGAAACUAACAAGCUGGUCCGGAUCCAGAGCGUCCGACUCGGCUCUCUCAAGUGGAGCCUGAACGCAGCCAUUCUGCUGUUUAUCUGCAUGAUGUUGCUGUGGAACAGGAGUUACCAGCAGUUUGACCUGGUGGUGAGCUCUGUCACCACCAAGGUGAAAGGUGUAGCCCAGACACAGCUGCCCGGGAAUGGGGAAGAGGUCUGGGAUGUGGUGGACUACAGUGGACCCCUACAGGACAAAAACUCCUUCUUUGUGGUGACCAAUGUCAUCGUGACGAAGAAUCAAAAGCAGGGGAAAUGCCCAGAGGUUCCACUUAAAGGCAAAUUGUGUCGCACAGAUAAGGAGUGUGAGAAAGGAGGCUGGGACCAGCAGAGCCACGGGAUUAAGACAGGAUCAUGUUUGAAGUUUGACGUGUUGAGGAAAACCUGUGAGGUAUCUGCAUGGUGUCCAGUCGAAACCAGGACGAACCCUCCAAGGCCCGCUCUACUGGCAGCAGCUGAGAACUUCACAGUCUUCAUCAAAAACAACAUCAGAUUCCCUGCAUUCAACUUCAUCCGAAGAAACAUCCUCCCAGAGAUGAACGAUGCCUACCUGAGGAGCUGUCAGAGAGGAAAAGACUCCCUGUGUCCCAUCUUCAGACUGGGGGACAUUGUUCGAGAGGCCGGAGAGAAUUUCACGGAAAUGGCCGUAGAGGGUGGCGUCAUCGGUAUACUGAUCAACUGGGACUGCAACCUGGACCGGCUCAAGCAUCGCUGCCUUCCCAAAUACUCCUUCAGACGGCUGGACGAGAAAGAGAGCAACAAGACACGGUAUCCCGGCCUCAACUUCAGAUAUGCAAAGUACAACACAGUGAAUGGAGUCGAGGAGCGGACGCUGUACAAAGCAUUCGGGAUCAGGUUUGACGUCAUGGUGUUCGGACAGGCGGGGAAGUUUAGCUUCAUUCAGCUUGUCAUCUACAUCGGAUCAACGUUGUCAUACUACGCUCUGACGACCAUGAUUAUCGACUGGCUGAUAGGAACCAGAUGUUAUUCUGCAGAGGUUGGACAAAACUACUCUGAGAAGAAAGUGGAGUCGGUCCAAGACAAACACAAGUGCAUCCUCUGCGUGUCCUACGUCGAUGAGAACAACAUUCGACUGGUGAAGAGAUCACAGAGGAAAAGUUUACAAGACGUCAAACCGGUGUCUGUUCAGCCAUACAAGGAGGACAUGGGACACCUGACGGCCGUCCUCUGUCUGCUCCAGCAGGGUGACAGCGUAGAUCACUGCACUCAGCCUUCCCUCAACCAUCAGCCUGACCCAAACUCCAAAUCUCAGCGCCCAGCCUGGUGUAAGUGUGACUCCUGCACUCCCUCUUCCCUCCCCCAGGAGGAGCUGUGCUGUCGGCGGAGCAACGGCGCCUGCAUCACCUCUUCUCCUGUUUUUGAGCGGCUUGUGUUGCGUCGCCCCCUGCUGGAGACUGUGCUCCUGCAGCGGGACCCUCUGGGUCCGCCAGCUAAGCGAUGCCAGACCAGUGCCCUGCGUCACUGCGCCUACAGUCUGUACAUCAGCUGGCGGUUUGGGUUCCCACCUAACGACACCCACCCUGCCAUCCCCAGGUGCUGCGUGCGAAGAGUAAGGGAGGAGUACCCAAGAGCGGAUGGACAGUACAGCGGCUUCAGACCUGCCAGGAUGGCGUCCACGCAGGCCUUCACUAACGGAGAGCUGUGGGAGGAGGGCAGGGACUCUCCUUCUCACUGACCCACUAACUGUUUUAUGUUAAAUCUGCCUUUACAAAGCAAAAAAAAAAAUGAAAUAACUUUGCCAGCUUGCGUUCCGUCAGAAGGGAGAUGACCCACUGAGUCAAGAAAUCUCUGCAUUUUCAUCAUCUGUCAGAUCAUUUAGCUGCACAGUAAA